AUGCCAAGUACAUGCCUUAACCAGCGUAACCUACAACGUCCUAGUAACUUGAGAUGGCUCAGUGACAAAGGCGCGAACUUGCGGACCGAAAGGUCCGCGGUUCGAAUCCGACCUCUCGAUCCCGACUUUUUCUGUCUAGGCCUGGGCAACCUGGCAGUAUCUCAACCCUCAUGCUUCCUUCGGGUGGCACCGAAAAAGUGCUACAGCCGAACGAACAUCAUUUUGUUGAAUGUCAAAACGUGCAAGAGACUGAAUAAUGCACUCGGACCUUGCUGUCAAUUGUGCUGUGUGCGAAGCAGCGACCCGGGAUAUUCUUGGGGUCGACUAAUCCUUCUGGAGGAAGCUGCUGUGAAGCUAAUUAGAGCAAAGUACACCUUCGGCAACUGUAUCAGACCGCUGCUUCCCAGCUGUUUAAAACUUCAGCCCCUCUUGAGGAAAGUCCGCUGCACCCCCGUAUCCAAGAAGUACGAAGCCCAUAUCACUGGUGAAAUGAACUAUGGCAGUAGACCACCCUUUUCUCCUAAUGGAAGAAAGGGACUGCCACAGCAAUCAACAGGUCCGCUAAGCAAAAGCCGUGGACGAAAUACCCAUAUCACGGAUUCACGGAUUGAUACACAGGAUCGAGGCUUUUUCCCAAGUUUCCCGGGUCGGUUUUGUUCUUGUCGGUCAGUGGCUGUCGUUCACCUGAAAGGCACAAGUGAAAAAAGGGUAAGAUAUCAAAAAGAUGAAAGCUUAAAAGGAUUUAGGUAUCUGGUUGCACCUCACUGUGCCAGUAAAAUAUCGACUGAAAAGACAUCCACUGUUCUGUGGAUGAUUCGGCGCAUCUUGUUCUGUAUCGCUAACAUGGGCUUUCAUGUACCCUACGUGGCAUCAAUCGGGCGUUCUCGUGAAUACGCCAACCAAUCUGUUUACUCGGGAUACAAGAGGGGCGAUACUCUCGUUGUGAGCGUCCAACGACCCGCUUCCAAGAUGGUUGCUAUCCCCAAACCCUAUGCUGAUGAAAUCAUUUUUUGGGUGCCUGCACCCUUCCUCCUAGAGUACUUUCACCUCCGAGAGGACGAGAGGAUGUAA
Molecule: messenger RNA, 1071 nt
Organism: Opisthorchis viverrini
Lineage: Eukaryota; Metazoa; Platyhelminthes; Trematoda; Opisthorchiida; Opisthorchiidae
Exons: 5
Coding region: 1-1071 (356 amino acids)
Source: RefSeq, a predicted model, not a curated record